Molecule: messenger RNA, 1380 nt
Organism: Spodoptera littoralis (African cotton leafworm)
Lineage: Eukaryota; Metazoa; Arthropoda; Insecta; Lepidoptera; Noctuidae
Source: the annotation of a GenBank genome assembly
AUGGAAGAUAUAUUUCAGUGGUGUAGGGAAGGAAAUGCAUUACAGGUACGAGUUUGGCUGGAUGAUACGGAACAUGAUAUGAAUCAGGGAGAUGACCAUGGCUUCAGUCCACUCCACUGGGCUUGCAAGGAAGGUCACAUCAAGAUCGUUGAGAUGCUCAUCCGCCGCGGCGCUCGCAUCAACGUCACUAACAUGGGUGACGACACACCACUACAUCUUGCAGCCGCCCAUGGGCACAGACCGAUUGUGCAGCUGCUGCUACAAAACCGUGUGGAUGUGAACUUUACGAACGAGCAUGGCAACUCGCCGCUACACUACGCUUGCUUCUGGGGCUACAGUGCGAUCGCAGAGGACUUGUUGAUGGCUGGAGCUCUCGUGUCGUUGGCUAACAAGGACGGAGACACGCCAUUGGACAAGACUAGGGGACAACUUGUGCAGAGACUGCACGAGCUAGCCACCCAACAGGGACAAGAUCUGAAGAAGAUUCAGUUCAAGGACCAGUCCUGGCUCGGCUUGAAGACAAGGAGCAGGGACGCCACGCUCUCCCGCCAUAAAGGCAUCAACAUCAACGAACUGUCGCUGCAUACCAGAAUCGCUGUUACUCCCUCAGGUGAGACGUGGCGCGGCAGAUGGCAGAAGAACGACAUAGUGGCCAAGAUCUUGGCGGUGCGCGAGUGUACGCCGCGCAUACAGAGGGACUUCAACGAGGAGUUCCCCAAGCUGAGGAUAUUCUCGCAUCCUAAUAUAUUGCCUGUUGUGGGUUGCUGCGUAUCCCCGCCAUCCCUGGUGGUAAUAUCUCAGUACAUGUCGUGGGGCUCCCUGUACGGGCUGCUGCACGGCGGGGGCGGCGGCGCGGGCGCGGGCGGCGCGGGCGCGCUCGUGCUGGACGCGGCGGCCGGGGCCCGGCUCGCGCACGACGUCGCGCGCGCCAUGAGAUACCUGCAUGCACUGCAGACUGACAAGAUUCUGCCCACUUAUGCGCUUAAUUCUAAGCAUAUUAUGAUCGACGAAGACCUGACAGCCCGCAUAAACAUGGCGGACUGCAAGUUCUCGUUCCAAGAGAAGGGUCGCGUGUACUCGCCGGCGUGGAUGGCGCCCGAAGCCCUACAGAAGCCCCCGUCCAAGCGGAACCUGGAGGCCGCCGACAUGUGGAGCUUCGCCAUCUUGCUUUGGGAACUUGCUACUAGAGAAAUCCCUUUCGCUGACCUGUCGCCAAUGGAAUGUGGUAUGAAGAUAGCGCUGGAAGGUCUCCGCGUCACAAUCCCGCCUGGCAUCUCUCCGCACAUCGCCAAACUUAUCAAGAUCUGUAUGAACGAGGACCCCGGCAAACGACCCACCUUCGAAAUGGUAAUACCUAUCCUCGAGAAGAUGAAACGCUGA